AUGUCGCACAAUCCCCGUCAAGGCCUGCCCUGGUAUCGCUGGUAUGCCGAGUCAGACGGCCCCAAGGAGCGCCGGCUCUUGCUCAAGCUCGACUUGCUCAUCAUCCCUUAUGCCUUUAUCGCCUUCUGGUUGGAAUAUAUCGACAGUACCAAUAUCAGCAAUGCAUACGUGUCCGGGCUCGCGAGAGAUUUGGAUUUCCACGGGAAUGAGCUCGUCCGCUUCCAGACCAUCUUCACCGUGGGCGCGGUGCUGGGCCAAUUGCCCUUUGCUUUGCUGUUCCCCUUGUUCCCUAUGAACUACUUGGUUCCGGGCAUGGAGAUAGCCUGGGGCAUUUUUACCCUGCUACAGUACCGUGGGAACUCGUUCGCCGAGUUCAUGGCGUACCGGUUCUUUGUGGGCUUUUUCUCGAGUGCUUUUUUCCCCGGUGUGCACUACGUGUUGGGCGCAUGGUAUCGACGCGACGAAUUGGCUCGUCGGGGCGGCAUCUUCUAUGUCGGAUUGACGUUCGGCGGCGUCACUGCUAGUCUGAUCCAGAGCGGAGCGUCGAAACACCUGGACGGCGUGUCUGGACUUGCGGGAUGGAGAUGGAUGUUCAUCAUCGUGGCGGUGAUGACGCUCCCGGUCGGCAUUGCGGGCGUCUUCAUCUGGCCGGGGACGCCGGCCAUGCCCAACAAGCUCAUUCUCACGGCCGAAGACCUGACGUUGGCGCGCAAACGACUCUCCGACACCAACCACAGCGUUGUCGAGGGCCAGGGACUGAGGCCGUCGCUCCAGAUCUUCAAGGACAUCUUCACUGAUUCCAAGAUCUACUACCUCACCUUCUGGGCCUCGCUGUUCUGGAACGCCGCGGCCGCCGUCAACGGCCAGUUCCUCCUCUGGCUCCAGAGUUUGGAUCGAUACUCCGAGUCGAGGAUCAACUCGCUCGGCGCUCUGGCCCCUGGUCUCGGCAUGGCCUGGAUUCUCCUGGUCAACUUCAGUUCCGACUUGGUCUUGCGCCCGCCCGGCGCCAUCACCAUGGCAUUGACGGUCAAUAUCAUCGUCUGUAUCAUCCUCGCUAUCUGGGACGUGCCCGAUUCCGCAAAGUGGUUUGCCUUCUGCAUGUCGUACUUUGAGCUGGGCGUCAGCAGCGUCCUGUACGGCUGGACCAACGAUAUCUUGCGCCACGACAAUCAGCGCCGAGCUCUCACCCUGGUACUGAUGAAUGCCGUCGCCCAGAGCACCACCGGUUGGACCCCGCUGUUGGUGUGGAAGACUGUCGAAGCCCCCCAAUUCCUGAAGGGCUAUACCUUCACCGCCGUCGACUCCUUCUGCCUGAUUUGCUUCACCUGGGUCGUGUUUUUCCUCCAUCGGAGAUCUGAGAGAAAGUAUGCCCUCGAACAUCCUCGGUCGUCGUCCGUCGAUGGAGGAGAAUCAGCCAGUCCAGAGCAAGUCGACCCUCGAAAGGCGGAAGGCGCCGUCAGUGUUGUACCACUAUCAACAGAGUGA
Molecule: messenger RNA, 1485 nt
Organism: Capronia epimyces CBS 606.96
Lineage: Eukaryota; Fungi; Ascomycota; Eurotiomycetes; Chaetothyriales; Herpotrichiellaceae
Exons: 4
Coding region: 1-1485 (494 amino acids)
Biological process (GO): transmembrane transport
Cellular component (GO): membrane
Molecular function (GO): transmembrane transporter activity
Source: RefSeq, a predicted model, not a curated record